ACAAUUUUUCAUUGGCCAUUGAAAACGCAACGACCUGCCUUAUAAAUAUCCGCCUCUCUCUCAAUUUCUAUCUUCAAAGACAAUCCCCACAACCUAAAACCAAACCAAACACCACCACAAAAAGAAAAUAUAAAGAAUUUUUCUAUAUUCCAAUGGGCGAGCAAAAGGAGGCUGCUAAAAAUGACGGUGAGAAGAAGCCUGCAGCCGACGCCAGUGCGAAGAAAGAUGACGGAGUUAUCACCGUCGUCUUGAAGAUGGAAUUGCAUUGUGAAGGCUGCGCUAAGAAAGUCAAACGUGCUAUGAAACAUUACGAAGGCGUUCAGUCGGUGAAGACAGACUGUGAUGCUAAUAAAGUCACGGUGGUCGGCAAAGUGGACCCGGCGAAAAUGAAGGAGAGAUUGGAGGAGAAAACGAAGAAGAAAGUCGAGCUCAUUUCUCCUCAGCCAAAGAAAGACGCGGCUGCCGGUGGCGGAGAUAAAAAACCGGACGAGAAGAAGGCGGAGGAGAAGAAACCGGAUGAGAAGAAAGCUGAGGAAAAGAAAGCACCAAAAGAGAGCACCGUCGUUUUAAAGAUCAGGUUGCACUGUGAUGGUUGCAUCAGUAAAAUCAAGAGGAUUAUUAAAAAGAUCAACGGGGUUGAGAAUGUGACGGUGGACAAUGGGAAAGAUCUGGUCACGGUGAAGGGAACUAUGGAUGUUAAGGCGCUUGAGCCUUAUCUGAAAGACAAAUUGAAAAGGAACGUUGAGGUUGUUCCCGCCAAAAAGGACGACGGAGGUGAGAAGAAAGAUGCCAAAGCGGACGGAGGUGAGAAGAAAGAUGCCAAAGCGGCCGGAGGCGGAGAGAAGAAAGAUAAAGGAGCCGCCCCAGCAGCGGCACCAGCCGCCGAAAAAGGCGGAGAAAAGAAGGAAAAAGAAGCUCCUGCUGGUGGCGGUGACGCCCCUAAGAUGGAGGUGAGCAAGAUGGAGUACUUCGGUUACCCUUACCCGCCACCGCCUACUUACUGGUACGACGCAUCAGUGUACGGUCACCAGAGUUACCCCAUGGAGCAGCAGCAUCAGCAAGUGAUGUACGUGAACCAGGGCUACGGGAUGGAACACCAUAACCCUCACAUGCACGCGCCGCAGAUGUUCAGUGAUGAGAAUCCGAACGCCUGCUCCGUCAUGUGAAUGAAAAGACACGACAGUCGAGAAUCAAACGGUGGAUGAUGUGACAACAUUACUAGUUAAGGCUGAAAAUGUAUAUAACGAAAUGAACUGGGAGAAGAAAGUAAUUAAGUAAAUACCAAAAUUUAACUAGAAUUUUGGAAUUAUUGGGGUUUAGAAUGUAGUUGAGUAUUAUUAGACCGGUGCCGUCUGUAUAUGCGGUUCAAAAAUGUAUAUGCGGUUCAGUUGGUUGAUUGGUUGUUGGACGUUGUA
Molecule: messenger RNA, 1415 nt
Organism: Pistacia vera
Lineage: Eukaryota; Viridiplantae; Streptophyta; Magnoliopsida; Sapindales; Anacardiaceae
Product: heavy metal-associated isoprenylated plant protein 6-like
Exons: 5
Coding region: 153-1166 (337 amino acids)
Molecular function (GO): metal ion binding
Source: RefSeq, a predicted model, not a curated record